CACUUCCACUCUCAUCUCUGCCGUCUUCACUCACAAUCUACACUGCUUCAUAUAAAUUCCUCAGUAAAAAAAAACCAAUAAUUAUAAACUCUCUCUCUCUCUUCACAAACCAACAUUACACUUUCUUUCUCUCUCUUCUCAAUUCCCAAUUACCAAUUAAUGCCUCAGAUCCAUCUCUUAUGUUUUCUCUCCUAGGGUUUCAUGAUAUUCAAUUCAUUCUACUCACAUUUUAUUCAAACAUUCAAUUUUAGGGUUUCGAGGGUAACGUCAAUGGCGGAAUUGAGUCAGAUCUUGUGAAAUUGAGAUGCGUUUUUUAUGUGGAAUAUUGGAUUUACUGUGAAACUUCAAAUUAGGGUCAAUUAUGGGUUGUAUAUGCUGUAAACCUUCUGCAAUUGAAGAUGAUAGUAAGGAUUCUUCGAGAGAGAGACUUGCAAUUAGUAAACCGGUUUCUUCGCUUAGGAGUGAAGAUCAGAGUAGAAUUGAGAGUAAUGAAGGUUGUUGUAAUAAUGACGAUAAGGUUUUGUUGAUUGAUAAGCAGGUAAACAAUGGUAGUCGUGUUCGUUUACAUGGUGAGAGUUUUGAUCGGAAGAGGGAUAAAGCCGAGUUUAUUGUUGGUAAUCAAUUUCAGUAUCAUCCAGCUAGUGGGACGGUUCCGAAAUCACUUGAAGGAGAGCAGGUUUCGGCUGGUUGGCCUACUUGGCUUGCUGCAGUUGCUGGGGAAGCUAUUAAAGGAUGGGUUCCUAGAAAGGCUGAUUCCUUUGAGAAGCUUGAUAAAAUUGGCCAAGGAACUUACAGUAAUGUUUAUAGAGCUCGGGAUCUUGAACAAAGAAAAAUUGUUGCUUUGAAGAAAGUUAGAUUUGACAACUUGGAGCCUGAAAGUGUGCGCUUCAUGGCUCGAGAGAUUCAUAUUCUUCGUAGAUUAGAACAUCCUAAUAUAAUAAAACUUGAGGGUCUUGUUACAUCAAGGAUGUCUUGCAGCUUAUAUCUUGUUUUUGAAUAUAUGGAGCAUGACCUUGCAGGGCUUGCAUCACAUCCAGCUGUAAAAUUUACUGAACCACAGGUUAAAUGCUAUAUGCAGCAGCUGUUAUGUGGACUUGAUCACUGUCAUAGCAGGGGUGUUUUACACCGAGAUAUUAAGGGGUCUAAUCUUUUAAUUGAUAACAAUGGGAUACUGAAGAUUGCAGACUUUGGUUUGGCAAGCUUUUAUGAUUCUCAUCGAAGCCAGCCUCUGACAAGCAGAGUUGUGACUCUUUGGUAUCGGCCUCCCGAACUUCUACUUGGUGCAACUUAUUAUGGUACAGCAGUGGACUUGUGGAGUACAGGUUGCAUACUUGCUGAACUCUAUGCUGGGAAGCCAAUAAUGCCUGGACGAACUGAGGUGGAACAGUUGCACAAGAUUUUCAAGCUUUGUGGCUCACCUUCUGAAGAAUAUUGGAGAAAAUCAAAGUUACCUCAUGCUACUAUCUUUAAGCCCCAACAACCAUAUUUACGUCGUGUUGGAGAAACAUUUAAAGACUUUCCUGCUCCAGCUCUUGGUCUUUUGGAGAUUUUGCUUUCAAUUGAUCCUUCUGACCGUGGUUCUGCUUCUUCUGCCCUUAAGAAUGAGUUCUUUACCUCAAAACCACUUCCAUGUGAUCCAUCAUGCUUGCCAAAGUAUCCUCCGAGCAAAGAGUUUGAUGCAAAACUGAGAGAUGAAGAAGCUAGAAGGCAAGGAGCUGCAAGUAGGGCUCAUAGAGGUGACCCCAAUAAGAGGGGAACAAGAGAGUCACGUGCCAUUCCUGCACCAGAUGCAAAUGCAGAAUUAGCUGUGUCUAUGCAGAAGAGGCAAGCUCAAUCUAAUUCAAAGAGUCGAAGUGAGAAGUUUAACUCUCACCAGGAAGAGGUUGCUUCUGGCUUUCCAAUGGAGCCUCCGAGAGCUUCUCAAGCAGUAGAAGAAUCUAGCAUAAGCUGGCAAGGGAAUCAUUUUAAGAGAGCAUCACAUUCAGGACCACUUGUUAACCCAGCUGCAUGGGUGAAGGCUGGAAAAAACUUGGAUGAGGCCCCCAAAAUUUCCAAUGGGGCUGAUUUAUCGGCAGUAUCGGGUCCAAUGGCAGCAAGGAGGAGCUUCUUAUCUGAGGAGAAGAGAGAAAAGUCUAGCUCUGUGCAAAAUGGUGUGCCAAAAGUUGCUAGGUUCCCUGGAUCAUUCAAAGAAGCAUCGGAAUCCAUGAAUAGGCGAGAUCGAGCAGAUUGCAUGCAGGGUCCUACAAGCUCUCACCGAAAUGAAGAUGGAAGAUGCAGUGAAAAAGAUCCUGUGCUUCUUGGUUAUGGGUCCAAGGGCAACAAAAUUCACUACUCAGGCCCUUUAAUAGUCCCAUCUGGCAAUAUGGAUCAGAUGUUGAAAGACCAUGAUCGGCAGAUCCAAGAAGCUGUAAGACGAGCACGUAUAGACAAGGCAAGAAUGAGAAAAAUGCAGGCUGAAGGAAAUAAGGUAUCAACCAAUUCGUUGUUUGUCGCGGGUCGUUAAAGCUGAAUAGUAGAUAAUAUCAUUGUAAAGAUUAAGGCGCAAAUUUGGCUAGAAAGAGAUUCACCACAGACAGAUAGCUGAAAUCAGUGAUUUUUUGCUUCUGGAGAAGGAGUCACAUUCCGUUUGGGCGAAACCUUUCUUUUUCCUCCUUUUUUUUUUACCCUUUCCCCACUAUGUACAGGUUGGUCUCGUCAAGUAAACAUGGCUAUUGGCCGUUCUGCUGCCAAGCUUGUGGCUCAUCCGAUUAAUUUCAAUUCACUUGUAAUCAGCUA
Molecule: messenger RNA, 2775 nt
Organism: Amaranthus tricolor (Joseph's coat)
Lineage: Eukaryota; Viridiplantae; Streptophyta; Magnoliopsida; Caryophyllales; Amaranthaceae
Product: probable serine/threonine-protein kinase At1g54610
Exons: 8
Coding region: 362-2503 (713 amino acids)
Biological process (GO): positive regulation of transcription elongation by RNA polymerase II; protein phosphorylation
Cellular component (GO): nucleus; cyclin-dependent protein kinase holoenzyme complex
Molecular function (GO): ATP binding; cyclin-dependent protein serine/threonine kinase activity; RNA polymerase II CTD heptapeptide repeat kinase activity
Source: RefSeq, a predicted model, not a curated record